AUGAAGGAAGAGAUCGAUGUGUUAGCUCAUCAGCAAGUGAAGAAGAUUCUGUGGUGUGGUCUUGGUUACUCUGUUGUACAAAUCGGACUUUUCAUCAGACUAAUUUUCUGGGAGUUUUCAUGGGAUAUGAUGGAGCCGCUCACGUUUUUUACAACAGCGAAUGGGAGGAUUGUUGAUUAUGCUUACUUCUUGCUGACUUCAAGAGACCCGACUUAUCAAGAUUUCAUGAAGAGGUUGUUUCUUUCGAGACAGAGGAAGCUGCUCAAGAGUCGCAAGUUUGAUGUUGAGAGGUUUAAGGUGCUUGAGAGGAAGUGGAAGAUGACUUCUUCGUCCUUCUUCUUGGUCUGCUUCUUACCACGCGAACGCAUCGAUUAG
This is a messenger RNA of Microthlaspi erraticum, 375 nucleotides long. NCBI's taxonomy places the organism in Eukaryota, Viridiplantae, Streptophyta, Magnoliopsida, Brassicales, Brassicaceae. The record is from the annotation of a GenBank genome assembly.